CUUGAAGAUCAGCUGGUUGUACUCAAAGGUUAAUGCCUGAAUUGGUGUGGACUUGUGGGAUUGACCUAUGAACAUUUGAUCCUACUCCCCCUACCAAAUCUAGUGACUAAUCAAGAAUAGCUUCUGAUAUCCAACUGUGGCAGCAAAGACAGAAACACCACCAUGAGCAGCACUAUAGGAAAAGUUAUCAAGUGCCAAGCUGCUAUUACCUGGGGUCCUGGGGAGCCAUUUUCUAUUGAAGAGGUGGAAGUGGGUCCCCCACAGGCAAAGGAAUUACGCCUAAAGAUUGUGGCUACAGGGUUAUGUGGGACUGAGCUAAAGAUUCUACAAGAUUUAUAUCCCCUUCCUUAUCCCAUUAUCCUGGGUCAUGAAGGAGCUGGGAUUGUUGAGAGUGUGGGAGAAGGAGUGACAUCUGUGAAAACAGGAGACAGAGUCAUUACGCUUUUUCUUUACCAGUGUGGCGAAUGUGCCUUUUGCCUAAAUUCUGAAAGCAACUUGUGUUUGAAGAGAGGUCCUUCUUCAGGUUCUGGAUUGAUGGAUGAUGGUUCCAGUAGGUUUACCUGUAAAGGGAAACCAAUUCAUCAUUUUAGUAACACCAGUACCUUCACCGAAUAUACAGUGGUGAGGGAGACCUCAGUGGCCAAGAUCGAUGUGGCCAUACCUCUGGAGAAAGCAUGUCUGUUUAGCUGUGGCUUUUCCACUGGGUAUGGGGCCGUGCUGAAUACAGCCAAGGUCAAACCUGGUUCUGUCUGUGCUGUCUUUGGCCUGGGAGGAGUUGGCAUGUCAGUGAUCAUGGGCUGCAAGGUGGCUGGUGCUUCACGUAUCAUUGGAGUGGAUAUCAACAAAGACAAAUUUGCAAAAGCCAGAGAGCUAGGAGCCACUGACUGCAUUAGCCCUCAAGACUUGGAAAAACCCAUUCAGGAAGUGCUAUUUGACAUGACUAAUGGUGGAGUGGACUAUUCCUUCGAGGUUAUUGGAAAAGCAGAUACCGUGGCAGCUGCUCUAGCCUCCUGCAACAUCAACUCUGGAGUCACUGUGAUUGUUGGAGUAAUCUCUCCAGGAGUCCAGCUCACCCUGAAUGGAAGGUUAUUCUUCUCUGGUCGUACCAUGAAGGGAUCUGUUUUUGGAGGAUGGAAACGCAAUGAAUUUGUCCCCAGGCUGGCUUCUGAUUACAUGAAAAAGAAAUUUAAUCUUGAUUCGUUAAUUACUGACACUUUACCUCUUGAGAAAAUCAAUGAAGGAUUUGAGUUGUUGAGGACAGGAAAGACUAUCCGCUGUGUCCUGUUGCUUUAAAUAGUAACACUGUCCAAAGAACAGCUUCUCCACAAUGGCCUCCAUGUGCUUCAUGAACUGAUGAUCAGAAACAAUUAUGCCAAAUAUUGAAAUGGGUAAAAGAGGCUCAGAGUCACCUAAUAAGAAAUGAUUGAUAUAUGUUUUACAUUGAGUUAAUUAAAUUGAGAACAAUAAUAAAUUUUAAA
Dromiciops gliroides (monito del monte) is the source of this 1478-nucleotide messenger RNA. RefSeq names its product alcohol dehydrogenase 6-like. The transcript is spliced from 9 exons. Gene Ontology annotation, cellular component: cytosol. Lineage: Eukaryota; Metazoa; Chordata; Mammalia; Microbiotheria; Microbiotheriidae. Bases 163 to 1293 code for a protein of 376 amino acids. Gene Ontology annotation, biological process: retinoic acid metabolic process; retinol metabolic process. The record is from RefSeq and is a predicted model, not a curated record. Gene Ontology annotation, molecular function: all-trans-retinol dehydrogenase (NAD+) activity; zinc ion binding.